This is a messenger RNA of Mercenaria mercenaria, 4127 nucleotides long. RefSeq names its product probable mitochondrial glutathione transporter SLC25A40. Lineage: Eukaryota; Metazoa; Mollusca; Bivalvia; Venerida; Veneridae. Gene Ontology annotation, biological process: mitochondrial transmembrane transport. The coding region runs from base 88 to 1146 and encodes 352 amino acids. The transcript has 9 exons. The record is from RefSeq and is a predicted model, not a curated record.
UAGAGGGAGGCUACUCUCACAAACGGAAACAUGUGAAGGACGUCUAGUUUUGUAAUUUUUCCUUAAAAUGUCACAACGAGAAUUAAAAUGAAACGCAGUAGUGAAACAUCGGAUGAUAGUCUGACCCCAAGUCAGCAGAUGAUUUCGUCAUGUUCUGGGGCAAUUCUUACCUCAGUUUUCGUUACACCCCUCGAUGUGGUGAAGAUUCGACUGCAAGCUCAGAGUAAACCACAAGCAUUUACCAAGGGUCAUUGUUAUCUAUACUGCAAUGGUUUGAUGGAUCAUACAUGUGUCUGUCUCAACGGAAAUACUGUUAACCUCUCUGUGAAUGCGAAAAGUUGGCAAAAAAACUGGUACAAGAGGCCUGGCAACUUUAAUGGAAUGUUUGAUGCACUUUAUAGAAUAGGAAGAAAUGAAGGAAUAACUUCCCUAUGGAGCGGAUUACCUCCUACACUAGUAAUGGCAGUCCCCGCCACUGUUGUAUAUUUUACAAGUUACGAUCAGAUUAAGACAGCCCUAAGUCACAGCUAUAACAUUCCAGUACACACAUGGUGGAUUCCUGUAGUAUCUGGGAGUAGUGCUAGAGUAUUUGCUGCAACUGUGAUUAGUCCCCUUGAGUUGAUACGUACAAAGAUGCAGUCAGAACAGCUGACAUACAGACAGGUGCGCGAAGCUGUCAGGACGACGAUACAACAAGACGGUAGCCUUUCGUUGUGGAGGGGACUUGCCCCAACAUUGCUCAGAGAUGUGCCAUUUUCAGCAUUAUAUUGGUUAAGUUAUGAGAUGAUGAAGGCCAAAGUAAUGAAAGACGGACAGAGUACAAAGUUAUCAUUUGUGGAGAGUUUUGUAUCUGGUGCAUGUGCUGGAACACUUGCAGGUAUUGUUACAUUACCAUUUGAUGUGAUCAAAACACACAGACAGAUAGAGCUUGGAGAGGUUGUGUUUGCCAAAGAAAAGAAGGAAGUGAGUUCCACCUGGAAGUUGAUACAGAAUCUGUACAGACAACAGGGAAUAAAGGCCUUAUUUACAGGUUUAGCACCAAGAGUUAUGAAAGUUGCUCCAGCUUGUGCAAUUAUGAUCAGCACCUAUGAACAUUGUAAACUUUUCUUUAGACAGAGGAACUUAGAACUGCAGGAAAAUAGAUAACAUAUACUGGAUAUCUAGUUAACCUGCUUCCGCGUGCUUCAUUAUUCAUUCUUUCUGGAACAAAAGACACGUUACCAUGGAGACAGGUACCUCUCGGCUACAGCUGGGAGAAGUAGACGCCAGUGUAUCACUGUCUUGGAAUUGUGCUGAGUAUUCGUCAAAGAUGAAGAUGUGCCAAAUAUUUCUGACAAUUAUUUGUUGUCUGAGAGGAAGACUUGUUGUGAAAUUGGUGAUGUCUUGCCAAGCAUUGAUGUCCAAGAAAGAAGGCCUUCAAAUUUCAUACCAGCUCAUGAUAUUCAUCAAAUUAAGAUAUGGAACACUGACAGCAACAAAUCUUAUAGUAAAGGAAAGUAAUCAGAUUCAUUCCAUAUAUUUAAACAGAAUUAUCCUUGUUAGUGUCUCAUGAUGUUAUUGCAUGAAGAGAGGUAGUUUUAAUGAAAUGAAAAUGUUUCAGUCAGUCAUCGUCUACAUAUCUGUAGUACAGUGACCAGUAAAAUUGCUUGUUUGAAUCACUUGUUCUGUCUCAAUGUAGUUCUUUUUCUUGAAUUUCUCCUAAAUUUUCACCAGAUAAAAGCUAUUUCUCUUCUUUCUGAAAGUUUUACGAGUGAAGGUAAAAACAUUUUAAGUUAUAAGAUAUAGUUUAAUAACUUUUCCUGUCUGGAUCUGUUGCCUGGGUUGGAAAUUUAUAAAAUUGUGUUGCUCAGAAUUUGAAAAUAAUUUGUUAAUUCUUAAACUGCAUUAAGCAAUUGGCGCAAAAUUGUGUUAGACAUUGAACUUAAAUUUUUUUCUUACCAUUCCCUAGGUUCCUAGAAUAAUGCAUGCUGUAAGUAGUACUAUUAAGUAUACCUAGAAACAUGUUUGUGACAGUAUUCGUGAAUCAAAUGAGUUUUCCGAUCAGAUCCUAGUCAGUAUAUUGAUAUUUAUAUUUUUAUUGCAUUAAUUACCUCACAUUGAAUGUUACAAAAUGGGUAAAAAUAGAUAUUAGAGAAGUGUUGUUUUCCUGACUUGUGUCAGUGUAAAGUACUAAAUCUCCUUUCAUGAUAAUUAUGAGAGUUGCAGGCUAAUUGUUUGAUUUAAUCAAGGUACAAGUAAGUGUACAUGUUUAAAACACUAGUUUAUUUACUACACGUUUUAGCCUUCAUAUAUAUAUAUAUAUAUAUAUAUAUAUAUAUAUAUAUAUAUAUAUAUAUAUAUAUAUAUAUAUACUGUAAAAGUCUAUUUUUCGUGAGGUUUUUAUUUUCGUGAAAAUCGCAAAUGAACAUUCUCUCAAUUUAAUCUGUCUCGCUAAAAUUUCUGUCUUAAUAUUUUCAAGUUUUAUGUAUAUAAAUACCAGAAAUUCCCGAUUUCAAUGUGGCGACCUCGCGAAUUCAAAAACUCGCAAAAAAAAAACCAAACAGAAAAUCGCGAAAAAAAAACAACCCGCGAAAUAUAAGACUUUUACAGUAUGCUGUACUAUUAUAACUGAUAUGAGUCACUUGCUAUCAUGAACAGACACAGACAAACCUAAUCUGUGUUUAUUUUUGCUUUGUUGUGAUUUCUGCUUCCAGCAGAUCUUCUUAUAAGUUUUAUUAACCCUUAUCAUGCUGGACACAUUGAUUCUGUCUUUGUGACAAGUGUAGAUCAUGAUCAUCCUGCACAUCCAUGCAGUCUGAUCAAGAUCUGCACUGUUCAACAUUCAGUCAGUAUCUUUUCUGGUAAGCAUCCCUUUUAACAGUUAAUGGUACUGCCCAAAUUGAAAGGUGGACAAAUCCAUUAUAGACAUUUAGCAGGGUGAGGGUAGGGUUAACUAUCACUACAGCAGUCUUUAUGUGCUGUGUGUCAGCUGAAAAAUAUAUUAAAAGUUCACUUUAAAACUGUUGCUUGUGCAUGUGGGGUGUUAUACAUUUCAUCACUUUUUUGAACAUAUUUAACCUUUAGCCUGCUGGCGGCAAGUGAUUCUGCCUUUGCGACCAGUGCAGACCAAGAUCAGCCUGCACAUCCGUGCAGUCUGAUCAUGGUCUGCACUGUUCGCUAUCCAGUCAGUAAAUUUUCAGUGAACACCCCUUCGAAUGAUAAAUGGUAUUGCCCAAAUUGAAUGAUGGACCAGUCCAUUUUAGUUAUUUAGCAGGCUAAGGGUUAAUCAAAGAGUCUGCUAUUAUUUUGUCUGAUUGCAUUCUAUGCUUCAAAAGGAUCAUUAUCAUUGAUCAUUAUAAGCUUGUCUGAUCUUUCAAAAUAAAAAAAAUAAGAUAUUGUAAUUACCUGAUAUCAUUGGUAUUGGUAAAAAAAUUGUUUAUGCUCAUCUUUCUUUGACAACUAUAACAGCUAUAGCUUUGAAAUUUGUGCACUUGUUUAUCAUCAUUGGGUGAGAUGGCCAAUAACGAUAAUUGUAAUUUUCCCGCCACUUGGCUGAAAUAGUGAGACUGCAGAUCUACAGAUCAGGUGGUCAUGAGUUUGAUCUUCAGUAGAGAUGUAUGUUCUCUCUGUGACGAUUUGAUAGAAGACGUUGUGUAGUAAAUUAUUGGUCAUACACACCUGAUUUAUGUGGUGAAGUUGGUAAUUACUUCUGGAGAACAGGUCAGUUCGGGUACAGAAUUGAAGUACACUUGCUAGAUUAAUUGCCUGUCUUACUUAGCUGAAAUACUGUGAAAAAUGGCACUAAACCCCAAAACAAACAGGCAUUUUACCAGAAUUAUGGCCCUUUUUGUUUUUCUUUCUUGAUUUAACAUCUUUUAAAUUAGUUUAGAAACAGAAAAAAAUGUUCUUAUGUGCUGACUAAACAUCAGUUUUUAUAUCAAAAUCAUUUUUAGCCAAAAUCUGGAAUCCAGUCCCUUUAAAAGAAUUUUACAUGGUUUUUCUUUAUGACUAUAAAAUAGAUCAUUAGAAGUUUUUUUGUCACGCUGUAUUUGUUACUUUUAUCAUAUAAUAUUAACUGUUAAAAUCAUGUCAACAUGCUUGUUUAGUUUUAUUUGUUAAAACUCGGCAUAAAAGUUUUAUGGAACACA